Molecule: messenger RNA, 852 nt
Organism: Funneliformis mosseae
Lineage: Eukaryota; Fungi; Glomeromycota; Glomeromycetes; Glomerales; Glomeraceae
Source: the annotation of a GenBank genome assembly
AUGAAAGAUUCAUCUCAAUCCGAUCUAGAAUCAACACGUUUUAUUCAUGAAAUAAUCUUUCCAAAGUUAAACAAUCGAAUAAAUUUUCCCAUACCAAAAGAAGCGUUACCAAAGGAUAUCAUAUGUAAAAAAUGUAAAGCAAUAUCUACCGACGUAACUGAAUUUAAUAAACAUGCUAGACAAAGACAUCGUCUUCCAUACUUGUGUGAUAUUUGUUCCAAAAUAUUUGAUAGUAAAAAGGAAAAGGCUGAUCAUUUAGAGAAAGAACACGUUAAGGAAUUUCGGUGUGAAUUUUGUACCAAAACGUUUUGGCAACAAAAGAUUUUAAAUGGUCACAUUAAAGAUAAGCAUUAUAAUCGUAAAACCGAUACUCUCGAAGUUAGAGUUGAAUUUGAAUUUUUGAAUCAAUUAAAUGUUUCAUCACCACAAUUGAAGAGAGAAUUUUUCAUUCAUGAAAUCGUGAUGGAAGAAAUCAAGUUUAAAAAUACACAAAAGGAGAAUGAAACCAAAGAGAAGCCUACAGAAGGGUCAUUGGAUACCUCAACUUUGACGGAAAUCAUUUCACCACCCGCGACAUCAUCCACCUCACCCUCUGGACCAAAAAAAAUGAAAUGUAAAUUAUGUGAGGAAUUAUACGAUGAUAAUGUAACGUUUAAUAAACAUGCAAAGAAUUCACAUGGUUAUAGAAUUUUAUGCAAAUUUUGUUCCCAAGUCUUUUUUGAUAAAUCCACUUUAGAAUUUCAUCAUAUGAUUAAACAUGAUAAAAGUUUUUUUUGCAGAGAGUGUAGUAAAAAAUUUUGGGAACAAAAAAAUUUAGAUGAGCAUUAUAUUGAUAAGCAUCAGAAAUAUUAA